UCAGUACAUGAAAUUUUUAUUUUAGGCACGAGAAUCAUAAAGAAGAAGACUUAAAUAUAUUUUUUAUUUGGAAACGAAAGAAGUUAUACAUUAUGUUUAGCGGUAUACCAACGAUGAUGAAGUAUGCCGAACAAUCGCCUUAUCAUUGUGGUUGCAGCGGUUUUAGUUUCGACAAUUGUUUGCGCAAUAAAAGACUUGUGGAGAGUGGUAUUUUGGAGCCGAAUCGUAUCAGCACGGGCACCACCAUAGUCGGCGUAAUUUAUGAUGGAGGAGUCAUAAUUGGCGCAGAUUCCAGGGCCACCAACGCCAACAUAAUACCUUCGAGUAAUAGCCGCAAAAUUUAUGAACUGCAGGCCAACAUUUUUGCCGGUGGUGCCGGAGUCGCACAAGAUACAAGUGCUUUGAUGGAGGUGACGCGUGCGCAGCUGGAACUCCACCGCAUGAACACCGGAUUCCGCAAAGUGCCAGUGCGCUGUGCCAACCAGAUGGUGAGGCAGCUGCUCUACCGCUUCAGCGGCAACAUGGAGGCCAACGUGGUCAUCGGCGGGGUGGAUCGAACCGGAACCCAUCUUUUCUGCACUCGGUUCGACGGCACCACGGACACAGUGCCGUUCACCUCGCUGGGCUCCGGCAGUCUCGCGGCCAUGUCCAUGCUAGAGUCGCGGUGGUCGGAGGGUCUGGACGAACAGUCCGCCCGUGAUCUCGUCUGCGCAGCCGUGGCCGUUGGCAUGGAGAAUGACCUGAACUCCGGUGGAAGGACUUGGCUGUGCAUCAUUCGGUGCGACUUCUCUGUGCACUGGAAUAUGGAGAGCCCCGACAGAAAUACCCUCUUCCGAACCCUUCCGGUGGCUAUCAAGCUCGGAUGCACCGCAGUUCUGUCCACCAUCGAGCACAAGGUGGUGCCGUGGGGAGAGGCUCCAGAUGCGAGACCAGGAUGUCACACGGAUCCAGGACCAGGACGUUCUGACACAAGAGGGAGAGACGGCCGACGUCAUGAGUCCAAAAAUUCUGGCCCACCAAAGCCGAAAAGGAGGAGGCUGGAUACAGAUGAUUCCUCAACGUGACAUGAUUGCUGACGGGUAGAACUUUACAGCUGCAAUCUCUGGCACAUUUUUGGAUUUAUUUUUUUAUUAUCUUUCAAGUUAGUCGCUGCUACGAGUUUAAUUGUUUUGAAUUAAUUUAAUCACACUAACUUACCAAAUAUAUACGUAUGACACGCUUCAAACGCUCCACAAAA
This is a messenger RNA of Drosophila takahashii, 1237 nucleotides long. It is a transcript of the gene Prosbeta2R2, whose product is annotated as Proteasome beta2 subunit-related 2. Gene Ontology annotation, molecular function: threonine-type endopeptidase activity. Gene Ontology annotation, cellular component: proteasome core complex. NCBI's taxonomy places the organism in Eukaryota, Metazoa, Arthropoda, Insecta, Diptera, Drosophilidae. The record is from RefSeq and is a predicted model, not a curated record.